CUAAGGUACUAAUAAAUAAGAACCAAGAAGAUUGCAAGGUUUCAUCCAACUUACGUACAGAUCGUGAUCUCCUCCAAUUUUCUCCAGUCGUACUCUUAUGGCGAAGCUAGAUGGCAACGACGACCUCCGCAAUUGUGUCAUCACGCUGAGGGAAAAUCCGAAGAGGCGAAGGGAUAGGGUUUGCGUUGGUUGUGGAGCCGGAUUCGGAGGUGAUAGACCCAUGGCGGCUCUCAGGUUGCUUCAGAGAGUCGAAGGUAUUCACUAUCUUGUCCUGGAGUGCUUAGCCGAACGGACGUUGGCUGAUCGGUGGCGGAUCAGGGCGUCUGGUGGUGAUGGCUACGAUUCUCGUGUUACGGAAUGGAUGCAAAUGUUACUACCACUAGCUCUGGAGAAAGGCGUUUGUAUAAUCACCAACAUGGGUGCAAUGGAUCCUCCCGGGGCAAAGAAGAAGGUUCUUGAGCUGGCCAACGAAUUAGGGCUCAAUGUUUCUGUGGCUGUCGCUCAUGAGGUGAAUAUUGACUCAGGUUCCGGACCGUCUUUUGAUGUUCAAAACUUCUCUGAGGGGGGUGCUAGCACAUAUCUUGGAGCUGCUCCUAUUGUCGAAUGUUUGGAGAAGUAUCAGCCAAAUGUGAUAAUUACUUCGCGAGUUGCUGAUGCCGCCUUAUUCUUAGCCCCAAUGGUUUAUGAAUUAGGUUGGAACUGGGAUGAGUUGGAGCUGCUAGCUCAGGGAACUCUUGCUGGCCACCUUCUAGAGUGUGGUUGUCAGCUCACUGGUGGUUACUUCAUGCAUCCAGGUGACCAAUAUAGAGACAUGCCUUUCCCUCUUCUCCUAGAUCUGUCCCUUCCUUAUGCAGAAAUUAGUUGCGACGGAAAAAUAUGUGUGGCAAAGGCUGAAGGUAGUGGUGGGGUUUUAAAUACAAGUACUUGUGCUGAGCAACUUCUUUAUGAGGUUGCUGAUCCCGGUAAUUACAUUACACCUGAUGUGGUGAUUGAUAUACGAGAUGUUUCUUUCCUCCCGUUAUCAGACUGUAAAGUACAAUGCAGCGGGGCAAAACCAUCUGUUGAUGCAGUACAAGUUCCUGAGAAACUCUUGCAGUUGGUUCCAAAGGAUUAUGGAUGGAAAGGAUGGGGAGAGAUAUCCUAUGGAGGGAAUGGAAGCGUUCAACGUGCUUGGGCCUCUGAAUUUCUGGUUCGAUCAUGGAUGGAAGAAACUGUUCCUGGUGUUAAUCACCGUAUCCUUUCUUAUGUGAUUGGACUCGAUAGUUUGAAGGCAACAAGUAAUAGUGCCGAAUCAUCAUCUUGGCAGCCUUGUAGAGAUGUUAGGUUACGUAUGGAUGGGCUCUUUGAACGGAAGGAACAUGCUCUCCAGUUGACCAAAGAGUUUACUGCUUUAUAUACGAAUGGGCCAGCUGGUGGUGGUGGUAUAAGCACAGGAUACAGAAAGGAGAUUUUUCUUGAAAAGCGUUUGGUCAACCGAGAAUCUUUGUACUGGAAAACUGGAGUACAGCACACCGACAUGUCAAAAUCAGUGAACCAUGAACAUCGUCCUGAAGUUGUUACCGCAGGGAAAGUUUACAAGGUCCAUAUGGAAAAUAAAACUUCCUCCCUCACACUUGGAGGCCAUUCUUGUAUGGAUUCAUUUGCAGUCCCUCUCUCUCAUGCCCCUGCUCCUGCUCCAUCUUCCCAGAAAAUCCCACUCUACACUGUUGCUCAUGGUCGGGCUGGGGACAAAGGAAAUGACGUGAACUUCUCUAUAAUACCACAUCACCCCCCAGAUGUGGAGCGCCUUAAGCUCGUCAUUACUCCUCAGUGGGUGAAGGGUGCGAUGUCAGUUCUGUUACAAACCUCUUCCUUUUUGGAUAUUGAUUCCAAUCGGAUUGAUGAAAAUGUCACCGUGGAGAUAUAUGACGUUAGAGGGAUUCAUGCUCUGAAUGUUGUGGUCCGGAACAUUCUAGACGGUGGAGUCAACUGUUCUAGAAGAAUGGAUCGACAUGGGAAGGCCAUCUCAGAUCUCAUCCUGUGUCAGCAUGUUGUCUUGCCCUGAUUAAGCUUCUGAUAUGCAAAUGCAAGGCACUAACAUCCGGACAUGGGUUGCACCACCUCAUGAAAUAGCAAG
Tarenaya hassleriana is the source of this 2116-nucleotide messenger RNA. RefSeq lists its product as uncharacterized. The transcript has 15 exons. The record is from RefSeq and is a predicted model, not a curated record. Bases 98 to 2044 code for a protein of 648 amino acids. NCBI's taxonomy places the organism in Eukaryota, Viridiplantae, Streptophyta, Magnoliopsida, Brassicales, Cleomaceae.